CCAAACACUCUCUCCCUCCAAUAAAAGACCACCUUAUCUCUACUUGAUCAACACCAUAUAUCCCUUCAAAUCUCAAAACAAGGAGUUAUUAUUAAUGUCCUGGCAGAAAAAACCCAUAUAGCUAUACUACCCGGUCCAGGGAUGGGUCACCUCAUCCCACUAAUCGAGUUUGCCAAGGCGCUACUUGCUCUUCACCAUGGCUUCGGUGUCACGUGCAUCGUUCCCACGAUUGGGUAUCCAUCAGAAGCCAUGAAAGCCGUUCUCGAAGGCCUCCCCACCAACAUAGACCAUGUCUUUCUUCCUCCAGUGAGCCCCAAGGACCUCGAGGAAGCACACCCUGGGAUCCAGAUUUCCCUUACCAUUACUCUCUCUCUACCAUCCCUUCGUGUUGUGUUGAAGUCAUUACUCGAGACGACUCGGCUGGUUGCUCUCGUCUUUGACCCUUUCGCAAGCGAAGUCCUAGAAGUUGCCAAGGAAUUACAACUGUCACCGUACUUUUUCAUCCCCACAAAUGCCAUGGUUUUGUCGCUCCUCUUGCAUCUUCCAACACUGGACGAGACAAUUCCAUGCGAGUACAGAGACCUACCAGAACCAUUGAAACUCCCGGGGUGCAUUCCAAUUCACGGUAAAGAUCUAAUAAACCCAGUUCAAGAUCGAAAAAGUGAAUGGUACAAACUUUUUCUUCGCAAUGCAAAACGUUUCCCAUUAGUCGAGGGGAUCAUGGUUAACACGUUCAUCGACUUGGAAGGACGAGUUAUAAAAACUUUAGGUUGUGUUUGGAUGUUGAAGUGAGUUGAAUUGAGUUGAGUUGAGAUAAUAAAAUAUUAUUAGAAUA
Molecule: messenger RNA, 835 nt
Organism: Juglans regia (Persian walnut)
Lineage: Eukaryota; Viridiplantae; Streptophyta; Magnoliopsida; Fagales; Juglandaceae
Product: hydroquinone glucosyltransferase-like
Exons: 1
Coding region: 142-792 (216 amino acids)
Source: RefSeq, a predicted model, not a curated record